CAACCACAACCUUGCCAUGCCCACGACGUCGGUGCAGUUGCCGCCGCGUAAACGGCGCAAAACGCAGCUUGCCUGCAACCCAUGCCGCGCUCGUAAGUCUGGAUGCGAUGGAGCGCGCCCGGUGUGUUCUUCUUGUACAUCCAAAGGUUGGCAGCAACGGUGCACAUAUCAAGAAUCCGUCUUGCAUGCGUCAUCGACACCAUCAAUUUCCCAACUGUCAAAGAGGCUGGAGCGUUUGGAAGAGCUUCCCGCAGCUCAAGCUCGUGACGGACUGCCGCAUCCCGAUCCCCGUCCAGAAACAGACAUUUCGGGAGGAGCUCAUGAUGUCUUUCCCCUGACUACCAACGGAUUAACCACUCCUAUUGGCAACAUCACUCCCCAGCCGCCCGCUCAGCUCUCAGCGACAAACGCCCUUCAAUCUGCUUCACCAUUGUCUCGCAACGAAGCCGAUGGCGAUGCCAUGUACGGUCCUUCAUCCAACAGCUCAUUUCUACGACUGGUGACAGAAGCCGCGGGCCCCAGAAGCUCAAACACGAAGAGUCCAGAGGAGCUGGCUGGACAGGAUGCAGUGGAAGCCACCCCUACAGUACUCGGAUUCGCGAUAACAACGCAGCCCAAGAGUCCUGAUAUCCUACCGGACCCCGUAAUGCUUCCCGAGAGGUGGCUCGCCGAUAAUCUCUUCCGCUGCUUCUGGGAUUUUGUCCACCCGGUGUUUCCCAUACUCCACCGGCCUUCGUUUACCGCAUCGUACGAAGCGGUGUGGCAGCCAUCUCAAGGCCGACCUCCUAAUCGAGAUUACAAGGACAUCGUUUUCCAUGCCACCUUGAGCAUCGUGCUGGCUCUGGGGUGUCAGCGGACAGAUCAGGUCUCGGUAACGGAACAAGUCCGCCUAGCCAACAGGUUCUAUAAGCAAUCUUGCAAGCUCGUGUCAGUUGAUACGCUCGAUCACUCCUCUCUACAAAUCGUCCAGCUAUUGCUGCUGAGGGGCGUUUACCUACACUACACGCAGUACGCGGACCGAUGUUGGAACACAGUCGGAGUCGCACUGCGAGUUGCGCAGGGUCUCGGAUUGCACUCGCGCGGUGAUGGAUCAAUGUCCUCAAACAGCCAGCUCAAGAGGGAGAUGAGGCGACGUGUCUGGCACUGUUGCUUAACUUUAGACAGACUCACGGCAACCACCUUUGGGAGACCUGUCCUUGUGUCUCGGCAGUACUCCGUCCCUCCACCGGAACCUAUCGACGAUGAGUAUUUGUCUGAGAGUUCCGAAGGCCUACAGCCGUCGGAUCGCCCCUCUUACCUGGCCUUUUUUGUACACUCCGUUGCGCUGUUUGAUGUAUUGAAUGAGAUACUAGCCAGAUUCUACACCGAAGGCGAAUCCGUAUCGGACAAGACACCCGAUUCACUCAGUCAUGUUUUACAGCUCUCGUCAAAGCUCGAUGAGUUGGGUCACUCAUUCCCGCCGUACCUCAGGGAAGGCGCAGAUUUGACACAGCUAGACGAAGAGCUGCGAGGGUGUCUGCAAAUGCAGGCAAACAUCCUCAAGUCCAGAGUCUUAUGGAUACGGCUUCUCCUCCUUCGUCCGCUCCUCUUGGCCGAGGCCAAGCACGGCAGCCGACCCGAAAAGCCAUUCGCAACGGACGCCACACAUACACUCCGAGAUAGCCUAGGGCACUCGGCCAACUUGCUCUGCGUUUCGACGGCUCACAGCGUACUCCAGGAGCUUCACGAAAAGCUGGGCAGCGUCAGGCAGAACUCGGCCUGGCAUGUUCUACUCUUCACAUUUGCCGCAGCUUCCACCCUGGUAGUCGCUACCCUGUGCCCCGAUUUCCACGUCAGCUUCGAAACAGAGCCGACAAAAUCCUCGUGGAACCGAGCCUUGCGCAUCUUUGACUUUCACAAGCAGCACGUCGCGUCCGCCAGCCGAGGCAUCGAAGUAUUGGAAAAGUUUCGCGCAUCUGUCAUGGCUGCCGCUUCGCAGCGAGACGCUCCCGGCGGGGCGCCCGCCACUAAUGGUAAGAGAAAAAUAUACAAAGAGAGCAAGAAAGGGGGUUGGCUUCCCUUAUUCAUGAAUGGAAAUUGGUAGACCGAAUAGGAGAGAAGCUAACCAUUCUUUUGGCGCUCUUCCAUAGUAGAACCAUAUGAUGCGCGACUUGGGCAAGGGAGCGAGCAGGACGUCUUGCUCCCGUUUGGCUCUGUGCCUGGUACGAAUCAGACGUCCCUAGCGCAGGACUUUGGGGAUUUCUCAGGCUCUGAUUUGCUCAAUGAAAGCUGGUUCAACAUUCAGGGGAUAGAUCUGGCCAACUGGGGAAUUUUUCAAUAAACGCAGCGAUCAUAAAUGACAAGGGCAUCAAUCUAUUCCAAUAAGCCAUCCUUGUCAUCCAGCUUCUGCAUCCUAUAGUGUACGACAUUGCUACAUAGGACGACGGUCCUCUUUUGCUGGAAGAAUAUAGACCCAAUAUGAUUGAGAUACAAGUCCACUCAGAUCAUGGGUCCCAACCAGGCAUGGGAGAGUCCCAGUUCCCAAUUGACGGGCACAUUCGACUGGAAAUUGCUGAGGAGCGAUUGAGAUUCCUCGCCUCAGAGAUCAUCUUGGUGGGGCAGACAUGGAAGCCAACGGGAAUGCUGAGUUCUCAGAGUGGAACAAACCAAAUCUUCAGUAUGGGCUAUCCAAGCUACGAAUACAAUACUAACAGAACUCCCUCUCAAGACACAGGAGCCUCAGAGUCAUGGAACUCGCCCAGCUUGAGCAGCUUCUUCGCAUUAUCACGCCCAAUCUUGCGAUAAUUCUCAACGCCGCCCACCGCCUCCUUCACCUCCUCAGCCUGGCCGUCCCACCAAGCAGAG
This is a messenger RNA of Colletotrichum scovillei, 2844 nucleotides long. RefSeq lists its product as uncharacterized. The coding region runs from base 17 to 2083 and encodes 688 amino acids. Gene Ontology annotation, cellular component: nucleus. Gene Ontology annotation, biological process: DNA-templated transcription; positive regulation of transcription from RNA polymerase II promoter by galactose. Gene Ontology annotation, molecular function: zinc ion binding; RNA polymerase II cis-regulatory region sequence-specific DNA binding; DNA-binding transcription factor activity, RNA polymerase II-specific. The record is from RefSeq and is a predicted model, not a curated record. NCBI's taxonomy places the organism in Eukaryota, Fungi, Ascomycota, Sordariomycetes, Glomerellales, Glomerellaceae. The transcript is spliced from 5 exons.